Messenger RNA from Peronospora belbahrii, 1065 nucleotides. The record is from the annotation of a GenBank genome assembly. NCBI's taxonomy places the organism in Eukaryota, Oomycota, Peronosporomycetes, Peronosporales, Peronosporaceae.
AUGACACGUGAUGAUAUUAAACCCACUCAUGUAAAUACUGACGCACUAGAGGCGGCAAUGAAUGCCCGAGAGAAGAAACAACAAGCAGAAAAAGAUCAUGAGAAGGAAGAGGAGCAUGAUAGGAGCGAUGAUAGUAGAUCGAUUCCAACGCUCUCGAACUGUAUGGAUCUCAACGAUAUUCAGGAUAAUGAGCUUUACUAUGUGGGUACAGCAGGCGUAAAAAUCAUCGAGUUAGACGGCAUAGAAAUGCUACAGAAUGUGAAAAAGCUGCACGUACGUUCGAAUCUAUUGCGUUCAAUGACAAGUGUAUCGUCUUUGGUGCAUUUAGAGCACUUAGAGCUGUAUGAUAAUCGAAUUGAGACAAUUGAAGGCGUACAAGAGCUCGUGAAUCUAAAGGUCCUGGAUUUAUCAUUCAAUGAGAUUCGAGUGAUUCCAGACUUGAGUCCUUUGUCUCAACUGGAAGAGCUUUAUGUGGCCAAUAACAAGUUAAAGAAGAUUGCGGGCAUUGAAAAUCUCUCGAAGUUGAAGAAAUUAGAUCUUGGUGCCAAUCGACUGCGAAGUAUUGAAGGUUUGAAUGGACUCGUGGAACUUAAGGAGUUGUGGCUAGGAAAAAACAAGAUUACAGCAAUUCAGGGACUCGAAAAACUUACCAAGUUAAAGAUCAUCAGUGUGCAGAGCAAUCGUGUGGUGACGAUUGCGGGACUCACAAACAAUGUCGACUUGGAGGAGCUGUAUCUGAGUCAUAAUGGUAUUGAGACAAUUGAAAAUGUUGAGCAUCUGACAAAUCUAACAACCAUGGAUCUUGCUGGAAACCGUAUCACGCAUAUUCCGACAAACAUGGCUUCACUUUUGCAGCUAGAAGAUUUGUGGCUAAAUGACAAUCAGAUCGCGCAGUAUGCAGAUGUGGAGAGCCUGGCGUCUUUAGCAGGGUUACGCACGUUGUACCUCGAGCGAAAUCCUCUUUCUCAAGACUUUGAAUACCGAAUGAAGCUCGAAGAGUUGCUGCCACAGCUUGACCAAAUUGAUGCGACAGCGACAACGAGGGCGAGACAACGACAUAUAUAG